Daktulosphaira vitifoliae (grape phylloxera) is the source of this 1182-nucleotide messenger RNA. RefSeq lists its product as uncharacterized. The record is from RefSeq and is a predicted model, not a curated record. The transcript has 3 exons. Gene Ontology annotation, molecular function: structural molecule activity. The coding region runs from base 1 to 828 and encodes 275 amino acids. NCBI's taxonomy places the organism in Eukaryota, Metazoa, Arthropoda, Insecta, Hemiptera, Phylloxeridae.
AUGACAACAUCGUCGAAUAUAAAAACCGAAUUGGGCAGGAUUUUGUCCACCGACGAGACAACGUGGAAAACGAGGUGCAGGGAUAUUGAUUACUGUAAUCAACAAAUUACCUUUCGAAGCCCACAUUCCAGGNCUGUAAUCAACAAAUUACCAUUCGAAGCCCACAUUCCAGGUUAUCAAUUUGCGGGUCCUGGAACACGGUUAGAAAAGAGAUUAAAACGAGGUGAUAUUGGGGUGAACCCGCUUGAUGCUGCUUGCCGCAAUCGCGAUAUCAUUUAUAGUAAAUACAAGAAUCUCGAAGACCGUCAUAAAGCAGACAAAGUGUUGGAACAUCAGGCUUGGGAACGAGUGUUGGCCAAAGACGCUAAAUUGCCUGAACGAGUCGCAGCUUGGAGUGUGACCAACGCGAUGAAAUUGAAACGUAAACUCGGUAUGGGUUUCAAACGAGUUGUGCAUGCGGCCAAACUCGAUAAAAAUGCCCAACAAAUGGAUUUACUGAGUGUGGCAAAAAAAUCGUUGAAGGCGGCACGACGUGUGGUGAGAAAGAAAAAAAUUCCACUGCCCCGUACCAUAAACGUUCCGAAAACUAAAGGCGGUGUACUACCGCUUAUACCUAUAUUUGCCGGACUGUCGGCGUUGGGAGCUUUAGCCGGCGGUGCUGCAAAUGUGGUCAAGAUGGCUACCGAACUUAGCCGUAAAGGCAAUGCAGCGAUAAGCAUGGGUAAAGGAUUUUACUUGCAACCAUACAAAUCGGGGUCUGGUUUCAAAUUGACGACGAGUACGACAAAGAUGAUUCGAAAAAAUCAGACGAAAAAAACAAAAAACUAAUUUCGCAGCUACCCGAUCGUUCCUUGUACGAUGUUGAAAUUGCAAAUUUCGGUAGUCGAGCGUUCGACCAUAAAGUGUUUCGUGGCGUGUUUUGUCGUGACACAUUACCUAAGUCGGGACCGAAAAUGACCGAAAUGGCUGUAGUGAACUUGGAUCUUUCCACUAACCCUGGCACGCAUUGGGUAGCUUAUAGUAAACGCGGUAAACGUGUUACGUAUUUUGACAGUUUUGGUAAUUUACCACCACCGUUGGAACUGCAACGAUACUUUAAAGGAUGUACAAUCGUGCACAACUAUAGUAGAUGUCAAAACUUCGACGAGGUAAAUUGUGGUCACUUGUGUUUGGAAUUUUUAA